This is a messenger RNA of Poecile atricapillus (Black-capped chickadee), 8605 nucleotides long. Its product is annotated as cytochrome b5 reductase 4. The transcript has 16 exons. Bases 433 to 1911 code for a protein of 492 amino acids. Gene Ontology annotation, cellular component: endoplasmic reticulum. The record is from RefSeq and is a predicted model, not a curated record. NCBI's taxonomy places the organism in Eukaryota, Metazoa, Chordata, Aves, Passeriformes, Paridae. Gene Ontology annotation, biological process: generation of precursor metabolites and energy; superoxide metabolic process. Gene Ontology annotation, molecular function: heme binding; oxidoreductase activity.
CGCCGGCGGCGGCGGCCUGGCCUGGCUUGGCCCCGCCCGGCCGAGCUGCGGUGGUUCCCGGCCGGUUCCCGGUCGGUCCCCAGCUGGGGCAGGGCUGCCACCGACCGUCCCCCUCCAGCGCCCGCCGAGGGGCCUCGGCAGGAUCUCGGGCGAGGGGCUGGCUCGGCUGCGUCGCUGGAAAGCGCUUGGGACUUCCCGUUUGAGAGGGCGGCGGUGAUAACGCUUCCGGCACCUCCUGCCCCGGCGGUUCUUCCUGUGCAGAGAUGGAGGCUUUCACCUUGGAAUUACUGCAUGCAGCUUAUGCUUUAUCUGUUGGGUCUUCAUCUUUGAAAGGGCUUUGAGAAUACUUGUUGUCUAGAGACCUUGCUCGGAAAGCAGACUUGGAGUAAAGUCGAAUUAAGCAGUGUACCUUUAAAACCAGGAAGGAGUCUUAUGGAUUGGAUUCGGCUGACUAAAAGCGGGAAGGACUUGACUGGUUUGAAGGGGAGGCUGAUUGAAGUGACUGAAGAUGAGCUCUCUAAACACAACAAAAAGGAGGACUGCUGGAUAUGUAUAAGAGGAUUUGUAUAUAAUGUGACGCCGUACAUGGAGUACCAUCCAGGUGGUGAGGAUGAACUAAUGAAAGCAGCAGGAACUGAUGGUACAGAUCUCUUUGAUCAGGUUCAUCGCUGGGUCAAUUAUGAAUCAAUGCUGAAGGAAUGUCUUGUUGGGAGAAUGGCUGUCAAGCCUAUUGCUGCUCCAAAAGUGCUUGCAGAGAUUUCUUCUACUGUGUCUGAGGACAAGAAACAGCUUAAUGGUGUGCUUCCUGAGAAGAAAGUACUGGCUGCUUCUUCUAAAGAUUUAAGUCCAAGUUAUGACUGGUUCCAAACAGAUAGUUUGAUCAAAAUUGUCAUAUAUACUAAGCAGAAGGACAUGAAUGCAGAGUUGGUGAUAGUUGACUGUCAAGACAAACAAUUAAGGGGAGAGAUCAUCAUGGAUGACCAGUCAUAUCUUGUAGAAGUUGAUUUGGAUCAUGCAGUUUCAGAAGAUGUGGCUGUAAAUAUUGCUGAAAAAGUAGGGAAAGUAGAGAUCAUCUUAAAUAAAAAGGAUAACAUUCAUUGGAAAAUGCUGGGACAGCCUCAGGAGGGUCAUAAUACAUUUAUCAAACGCACAGACAGAGGACUGUUCUUCAGGAAAUGCAAGUUGGUUUCUAAGACAGAAGUUACCCAUGACACCAAACUCUUCUGCCUAAUGUUGCCUAAGGGCACACAUGUCUGUGUUCCCACAGGACAACACGUUUACCUCAAACAAAUUAUUGCAGGGACAGAGGUAGUAAAACCAUACACACCUGUGUUGCCUUUUUUGCCACUGGAUUUCCAAGAACCACCUCACCAUGAUAGCAUGCAUAUAUAUUUAAUGAUUAAAAUUUAUUCCCACGGACUGUUCACGCAGGCACUUGACCACCUACAGAUUGGAGACUAUAUUUCUGUCAGCAAUCCUGAAGGCAACUUCAAGAAGUCUCAAGUUCAAACUUCAGAAGAUCUCCUCUUAUUAGCAGGAGGCACAGGUUUCACACCAAUGGUUAAGCUGCUGAAUUUUGCUCUGACUGAAGUUAGCUGUCUCAGGACAGUGAAGCUGAUCUUCUUCAACAAAACUGAGGAUGACAUACUCUGGAGAAGCCAACUAGAGCAAUUAGCUCUUAAAGAUGAAAGGUUUGAGGUUCAAUUCAUUCUUUCACAACCAUCAAAAGACUGGAUGGGUAAACAGGGAAAGAUUUCUUCAUGUCUUCUCUCUGAGUUUGUGAAAAGGAGCAGAAGAGACUCCAAAGUACUUAUCUGCAUCUGUGGUCCAGCACCUUUUACAGAACAAGGAGUACAAUAUCUGAAGGAUCUUGGAUACUCCCAAGAAGAGAUACACGCUUUUACUGCAUAAACCCAUAGGAGGAUAUCAAUGUUUGUUUGUAUAAUUCAGUGUUACUUAUUUAUCUCCAUGAAUUUAAAUAAGUGAGAAACAAUUUUGUAAGACUUGAAAUUUCACUCUUGGUACCAAACUGUUUCUUGGAAGAAGCAUAUCUUUGAAAAAAAGGUUUUAUACUGUGUUUUAUCUUCUUUUUGUAAAUAUUUUUGCUAAUAUUUAAGUUAUCCAGGGUAUUAAUUUAUUGUAGAGGCAAGCAAAAAAGUGUAGUAUACAUUAUGUCAGUUGUUUCAUGUUGUUGGUUCAUGAGAAUUCUUGAAUUUACGACAAGCUCUGAUUAAGGUUUUGACUUGAUAAUGCUUAUUAUUUCUUACUGUAAAAAGUCCAAAGAGCAAUACUGUCUGAAAUUAAAUAUUGCACUGUAACUCAGGUAAUUGGUCAUUCAAAAAUUUUCCUUUUCAUCUGAUGUCUCUAUUUGACUUGAAAGUGAUCCAGAUACAUUUUUGGCUUUGUAAACAAGGAAGAAAAAUACCUUUGGUAAAGUAUAAAAUCUACAUCAAAUUAAAAAAAAAAAAUGAUUUUACAUUACUUCAUGUAUUUCUGCAAUUUUUUUCGUUAAAUAUUAUAAAGAAAGGUUUCCACAAGCUUAGUACUCCAGAUGAGAACUCAAAACAGAGCCAUGGAGUCUUGGUCUACCACAAAACUUCCCAUGUGACUGAUGUUACACAUGCCUUGUUAUGACACAAUCUGAAGAUAAAAACAUGACAGCACAGAUACCAGUUUCAGGACCACAGAAAUACCUAAAAAUAUUUGACAGGUUGCAGUAGUAUUAAAUGAGGUUAUUUCCACGGGUGUGGUUUUUUUAUGCUCCAUUAUUAAAAAUAUAUUAUCAUGAGGCAGUAACCUGCAGCCGAAUAGUAUUUUGGAGAAAAAAGCAGUAGAGCAGCUACUUUCUUAGAUGUUUUCAUGUUUUGUGUGACAUCUAGUACUGUUUAUGUCUUCCUGUUGUGUUGAAUGGAUAUUUCUUCCUCCUAAGAAGCAAGACUUGUAGUUGUGGCAUUAAUACAUUCAAGAAAAACGUCUUAAUGAUAUCCUUUAAAAAGGCUAAAAUUGCUAUCUGACCAUGACUGGCUAUGCUUAACUGUACGGUCAUCUCUUCACUCCCCUCCUCAGUUUGACUUGAAGUUAGAAAAGGAUCUGGUUCUCACUUGUUGCCCAUAGGUCACAAAUUAUUUUGGAAGACUGAAACUAUAGUUGAGGGCAGUCAUAAUUUGGUAUCUAUUGUGCAGUUAAGUGGAGGGACACUUUUCAAAGUUCCAAAGUGAAUUUUCUGCUAAGAUAAAUGGAGCUGCGUGUUUUCCUCAGGACUGGCUCUUAAAACCUUAGGCACUUUGAGGAUUUUUCAGAUGUAAUUUAGGAUUAAUUGUCAUACUUCUAAAAACCUCAGAUUUCCAGUGGAGUUUUGAAUAGAUCUGUUACUACUAAUAAUAGGUCUUUGUGUGAGUAACUCAGCAACAAGUGAUCAUUUGACAUUACUUCAACUUGCUGAUCUAGAUAUGAUACUAUUUGUUAAAAAUGUCAGAAGUUUAUCUUUUAAAUUUUGCUUAUAUUGUUCUAAUACUUGAAAGACUUGUUGCAGAUCACAAAUUUUAUAAUACAUUCUUAAAGUGAUGGCCACCAGGCUGAGCAUUUAAAAUCAAGUGUGAAUAUUUUUUUGAAGGCAGCAGUGCUCAUGGUCUGCCUGUUUGCAUUAGGAAUCAAAUCAGCAUUAAUGCAGCUGUUAAAAUGGAGCUGCUGGCAGUUGUUUGUUUGGUUUUUUUUCCAUAAUUAACCUUUAUUGCUAGCAACGUGGUCAAACAGGCACAAAAUGUUUUGACUGGAAAGCAGCCCAGUGCAAAAGGACUUGGGGGUGCUGGUUGAUAGUUAGCUGAACAUGAGCCAGCAGUGCCCAGGUGGCCAAGAAGGCCAGCGAUGUCCUGGCCUGGCCAGCAGUGGUGUGGCCAGCAGGACCAGGAGAGUGAUUGUGGCCCUGUUCCCAGCACUGGUCAGGCUGCAUCCUGAGUUCUGUGUCCACUUCUGGGCCCCUUUACUACAAGGAUGACAUUGAGGUGCUGGAGCAAGUCUAAAAGAAGUUAAGAAGGCUCAUGAACUGUCUGGGAGUGACUCACUCCUAUGAGGAACAGCUGAGGAGGGAGCUGAGUUGUUUGCUUGGAGAGGAGGCUCAGACCUCACUCUACAACUGCCUGAAAGGAGGCUGCAGCCAAGUGGGGGUUGGCCUCUUCUCCCAGGCAACCAGUGACACGACAAGAGGACAUAAUCUCUUGCACCAGAGGAGGUGCUGGUUGGACAUCAGGAAGAAUUCCUUCAAGGGCUGUCAGGUACUGAAAUGGACUGCUCCGGGAGGUGUUGGAGUUACCAUUCAAUAGAAUGUUCAAGGAACAACUGGACAUGGCACUUACUGCCAUGGUCUAGUUGACAAGAUGGUGAUUGUUCAAAGGUUGGACUUGAUGAUCUUAGAGGUCUUUUCCAACCUAAAUGAUUCUGUGAUUCCUGAAAGUUUUCUGUAUCCAUGUGUGAGCUGGUGUUGAUGAGGUAUAUCACACAGCAAAUUGCCGUGACUUAAAAAACAAGCAAGAGAAACAAAGUCCUUAAAAUAUUCAGUUGAGUGCUUCCAGCACAUUUCUUUGAUACAGUGUUCUGUGGUUAGAUGAAUAUCAAAAUGUUUUACACACAAAACAAUUAUCCCUACUCAUAUAAGCACUACCUUACAGCUUUUUUUUCCUUUGUAGGAUGAUAUUGAAAGUACCAUGACUGCUUUUGUCAACUUGAGAUACUUUUCCACUCUUCCAUUCUUUGCAUUAUUACAUGUUUAAAAGAUGCAAGGGGUGAAAUGACAGGAAAAGAAAUCAUAAAAAAGUUUUAAACACCUUACAGUUCAGUGGGUUUUUGUGUCUAUUUGAUCUCUCCAGAGCAGGAUUUAGGUUGAAAAUGAGUUGUCUAAAAUGAGCUGGCUGUGGCAGAGCUACAUUUAUGAGCUCUCUUAGUAAUCACUAGAAUUCAAAUCAGCACAGCCUGUGCCGGUGUUGAGAGUUGGUUCAGCUGUGCUGGAUGUGGGAUUAAGGGUGCUAUGGGCCAUUUGAGAUGUUCACUAGCAAGCCAGACCUAUCAACAGCAUCUUUUUUGCAUGUCUAUUUUUUCUUCCGUUUAUCCCUGUCAGACAAUGUUUUCUAUACAUCUGAAGGCCAGUUUGGUGCCUAAAUCUGUCUCAAUAUCUUGGUUUUUGAUCACUAGUGAUGUAAAGAAAUAGAACUGUGAAAGCAGGUUUAAGUUUUUUGGUGAUUCUGUUUUUUAACUGUCUUCAGGUUUUUCCUGUAUAUUUUUGUUUAAAAAUAUAUCUGCACUCCUAAAGAAUUAAUACUUUCAUGAUUUUCCUGAUCAUACUUUAAAUGGUCCUAUUAAAAUAGCUGUUUUCACACAAACAGAGGAAAGAAUAAGCUUACUUCAUUUUCUGUUCUACAGAUACAUAAAUCUACUUGGAGAAGGGAUUAUGUAAUUUUCCUAGGCUAGUCUGGAAAAAUUUAGAUUGACAAAAACCGAAACUCUGUAAAACCACAGCCCUUUCAUUAUAUCUUGAGCAGAUAUUAUAAAUAUUAAAGCUGCCAAUCACUAAGGGGAAAAAAAUCAUAUUUUUACAGAGUUGCCUAGAGUGUGUGAUCAGUGGCUUAACACUCUAGUCAGAGUCCAAAUUUACUUAGUUCUUGGCCAGGGUAAAUAUUCUGUGGUUGUCUCUCUAUACAGUCCUAUGAGUAUGCAGUACAGAUUCUCCUAGUUAACUACCUGCCUUUCAUUCUUUGAUUUUCCUGUUAUUGGAUAAAUUUCAUGUUUUCCCAGCUGAAAUUUCAGGGCAGGCCUGCGUGUUUAGUUCCCAUGGAAACAUUACUGGCUUCACACAAACUGGGCAUGCUGAGUUGCUGUGGCAACACAGGUAAAAAAUUGUAGUAGGUGUAGGAAAGUGUUAAGUCCAUGCUAGCUGCUAAACCUGAGCAUCUGCCAGGAGCUGCUGCUGGAUGCCCCAGAAGGGAGUGACAAGCUCCCUAGGAUGCAGAUCCUGGUCUUAAACCUUAAAAUGGCAGGAUGUUCUUCCCAACUUGCAUAUCUUUCUGCAUUUAACCAUGAGAAAUGCGCUUACCUUGUGUGCUUUGUAACUUCUCAAGGGAUUUAUUGAUUCUGUUAUGGAUGAUUGGGCACAUAGAGGUCAAAGAGGAAUGUCUGGGUUCUGUCACGAACUUGCAAACAUUUCUAACUGAAAUAUACCUGCUCACAAUCCUGUCUGUCUUUGCGUGUGCAGGUAGAAAACAUGAUCCUAUUGGAACUAUUUUCUCCUAUUUGAAAUAAUAAAUCAAUUUAAAAUGCGAUGAGAUGAGGUAAGGAAGAUCUACUUAUUGUGGAUUUAAAAGCAAAUAAAAAAAGAAGAUUGAAUCAACUUGCAAAAGAUACAAAGAUAUUUACCUGGCAGAAGAUGGAGGGCUGGGAAGGCAUUUGAGAAUAUGUGGUAGAAGAAUAAGUGACUUCAAGCUGCUCGAAUUGUAGUCAUACAAGAGCAGCUUUUACCAAUGUCUAUAAAGACAGGUAUAUUAGUUGAAGCACGGUAUGCUAUGAUCUUUCUACUCACUAAGUCAAAAGUGGUUCCUAGCUUAUUCCCAGUAAAGGGGGAAAAAAGUUGCUAAACCAAUUGACCAGCUCAGGAUGGGGAGAAGGUGCUCAUCUUGUUUCCCUUUUGGUCUUAUUGAUCUCUUUGAACUGUGUCCCCCUUCAUCAACUGAAGGCAGCACAGAAGACAAAGUAAAAUUUUGAGCAUCAGCUCCAUUGAAGAUGAAGACAAACAAUUUCAGAGAAGAGUUAUCUGCUUCAGUUAAAAUUGUGGAAACUACACCUGGAAUGGUGUUCAUGGAGAAGCCAGGGAGGUCCUGCUCUAAUGCAUAUUCCAAAAUAGCAAUAUGAGUUACAUGAGGGAUAUGAGUGACAGGUCUAAAUGUCAGCUGCUUGGGAGGUGAAAGAAAUGAUGUCCAGGAAGGUUAUAAUUUAGGGUAUUCUGCCCAAAACUUUCAUGUCUUGAAUGAUCUGUUCGUGAAAGGCCUUCACAGAUACUUUUACACCGGGGAAGGAGAGAGAAAGGAGGGUGUAUACUAUGUAACUGUUAAAUUUUGUGGGGAGCCAUCUCCUACCUCCACAGCAGGCUGAGCCACUUUUGGAAAGUGCAUCCAGUGCCUCUGGUAGCUUGGACUGUUUGGAACAGUGGAGUUUAGUUUGCUCCUAAAUAACGCAGUGUAAGUUUUAAGUAAGGUCAUCUUCACCUGCUGCCUCCCUGUAGCCAUUCAACAAGAUGAAUGAAUAAAAGCAGAUUCUUUAUGGCGGCAUCUUUUAAGUCUAAAAAGGUGUUUAAAUAACCAUCUUAAAUCCAUCUAUUCUCCUUUCAACAUUCGGCAUCAUUCCUCACAGGAAAAGUAAAUUCAUUAACAGGAAUUCUGUACAGUAGUCGAAUGAACAUUGUUCUUUUUCAGUGCAGAAAUUCCUGUACAAUUAUUUUUCUGUAAAGGCUACAGAAUAGGGAAGUCUUAAUAAAAAAAAAAAUCUGGAUAAGUAGUACUUAUAUGCAGAGAUUCCUCUGCAUAUUUUGAAGCCAGUGAAACAAUUUUAAUAAUUUAAUAUCUUCCCUACAGUUUUUUUCAUGAGCUUUAGGAAACUUGCCAGCAAAGUUUACAAGCUGAGCUACUACUACAUCUUCUUAGGAAACAGUCAGGGACUUGACCAGCCCUCCCAAGCUGUCAUCCUGGAACCAUGCAGCUUGGCACAGGCUGCUUUGUUCAGGCUCCCAGUGUGGGAGAUACUGGUACCUUAGGACUGAUACUCCCUUAGCUUUGGGCUUUGUGAGCACAGUAAAGAUGGACCCUGCCAAAAUGUUUUUGUAAACCUUGCUGAGGUUUUGCCUUUGUAAAUAUGCACCAUAGGUCUGAGUGCAUAUUUAGUCACACAAUUUUUGCUUUCCCCUAAGUAGUCAGCUUGUUCUUGCAUUUCUCUUGGUUGAUGAUGCAAACAGCUACCAAGGCCUUAUCAUGUAUUUUAUUCAUAUUAAAAUAAAUAAGUCAAUAAAUUGGUUGUUUUAAAUGUGAGCCUAUAAAACUUUGGUUACUUUUUGAACUCAUCUCCUAGGCUCCUAAUUUAUAUUUGAGACAUAACCUGUCAAAAACUCCACUCAGGAGACCUUUGAUCAGGUCUUUGCAAUGGUGUUCUACAGAGCACAGCUGGUCAGUGAACAAGGGCAAGGAAAGGAAUUCUGUAUUGAUAAUAUACUGUAUGUUUAGUGUAUUAUUUUUCAGACUUGUUUAUACAUCACCUUGUCCAGUGACACUAAUCUCUAGCUUAGCUUGCCUUACCAGUGCUGUUGUCUCAAAGUUUCUCUCUACCCUACUCCCUCCAAUUUAAGGUCUCAAACCAUCUCAUAUGCCUGAACCUAUACACCUUAUAUACUCCCCAGCACUCAUGACUGCUCUGUGUGUGCGUGUCCCCUGCACCAGCACUGUGCUCACUGUUCUCCUCAGGAGCACUCUGCUCUCUGCUGCUCUUUCCUUUUCCCUUAAGCUGAGUAGCUGAGGAACAGAAUCAAGUUAAAUUCAGAUCAACCAUCUCAAAUUUCAACUGGAAAUCUGUUCUU